CAAAGGUCCCUUUCUUGAGCUUUGAGAUGCAUGAAGAAACUGCGAAAGAAGAUUUGGUGCCUUCAUCUGACCUCGUGGUGCACAAAGCCGAAAAUCGAAUACUGCCCAUUUUCGAAAAGAGUCUCAACGAGAAAUGGACGGAACCGUUUUACUUCAUCCAAGCGGCUGAUACCCAAUUAGGUUUGAUUGUCAAUUAUGGGGAUGGCACAAUCAACGACCAAUACCCCAAUAUUACAUGGGAAAAGGAGAUCGAGCUCUGUCGACAAUCCGUUGAAAUAAUCAAUAACCUCGAUCCCAAACCCAAAUUCUUCAUCAUUUGCGGGGAUCUCUUGGAUGCUAUGCCAGAUCUCUGGCCGGACAUUCGGAAACGCCAACAGGACGACUUCAUGCGGGUCUAUUCCGAUUUGGACCCAUCCAUCCCAUUGGUUUGUGUCUGCGGCAAUCAUGAUGUGGGUAACACGCCCACCAAGGAAACGAUCGCCAACUAUCAGGCCAGUUUUGGCGAUGAUUACUUCUCGUUUUGGGUGGGUGGAGCUCAUUUCCUAGUCUUAAACUCCCAAUACUUUGAGGACGCUUCCCAAGUACCUGAUCUAGCACUGGCCCAAGAGCGAUGGCUGAACGAGCAAUUACAGAUGUCCAAUGAUCUCGGGAGCCAACACAUUGUUUUGUUCCAACACAUUCCUUGGUUUGUUCAAGAGCCCAAAGAAGAUAAGAUUUACUUCAAUAUCGAGAUCAAUUGCCGCACUCGGAUGUUGAGCAAGUUCAAGAAACAUGGUGUGAGUAAGAUCUUUUGCGGGCAUUACCACCGAAAUGCGGGUGGAUGGGACGAGAAUCUUGAGUUGGUUGUGACCACGGCGAUUGGGUGCCAAAUUGGCAAUGACUUUCAUGGGAUGAGGAUCGUUCGAGUAAUGGAAAACGACAUCCAGCACGAUUUCUAUGGAUUGGAUGAUUUCCCCCAGAAGAUAGACCUGAACCCAACCCAAAAGACCAAAGAGACAUCAUCUAACAAAAGUAACUUAGACCAAAAAUGUCAGCGAUCAAGUCCAAUCAAGACUACCUCUACAGGCCAUCGACGAUCAUCAACAAGGCCGUGAAUCGGCGUUACCCGCCCUUUAAGAAAAACGCCCAGGACUCAUGGACCAACCCGUUCUAUUUCAUCCAAGCUGCCGACACUCAAAUGGGUCUUAUCAUGAACUAUGGCGAUGGGACCAUUGAAGAUCAAUAUCCCAAUGUGACAUGGGACAAAGAGUUGAAACUUUGUCGACAAGCAGUCCAAAUCAUCAACUCACUUCAACCCCAGCCUACGUUCUUUGUUCUUUGUGGAGAUUUACUUGAUGCUCCGCCAGAUCAAUGGCCUGAGGUUCGGAAACGCCAACGCGAGGAUUUUAUUCAAGUCUUUCAAGGGUUGAAACCAUCGAUCCCAAUGAUUAGUUUGUGUGGAAGCGCCGACUUAACGAAUAGUCUAAGUGAAGUGAGUCUGGAUGAAUACAAGUCCACUUUUGGCGAUGAUUAUUUUGCUUUCUGGGUGGGUAAUGUCCAUUUUAUCGCUCUUAAUGCGCAACUUUUCGAGGAUGUACCCGAAAUGUCUGAUAUGGCAUUAGCCCGCGCUCAUUCGCCUAAAACUAAUCUUAUCAAUAACUAAUCAAAGGCUCUUUUAGUGAAGUGGUGUCAAAUAAGAGUCAAUCCGGAUCCACAAUAUGAUUUCUUAUUCACAUGUACGUGAAUUACGUUUGAAAUAAAAAGGACAAAUAAAAAAAGCGAGGCUGAAUGAAAAUAGCAUUUCUAGUUUACACAAGGGGAUAAGAGGCUGAUGAGGCGAUUCCACAUUGGUUAUUCUUAUUCCUGGCCAUCUUGAUGAAACCAGCAUCUCCCCAUUUGGUACUCCACGAGUUCUUCACCAACCAAUAGUCGGAUCCAUUGUCGGAUCCAUA
Tigriopus californicus is the source of this 1931-nucleotide messenger RNA. RefSeq names its product serine/threonine-protein phosphatase CPPED1-like. The record is from RefSeq and is a predicted model, not a curated record. Lineage: Eukaryota; Metazoa; Arthropoda; Copepoda; Harpacticoida; Harpacticidae. Gene Ontology annotation, molecular function: hydrolase activity.